Messenger RNA from Musa acuminata AAA Group (dessert banana), 1528 nucleotides. RefSeq names its product large ribosomal subunit protein eL20-like. Bases 761 to 1315 code for a protein of 184 amino acids. Lineage: Eukaryota; Viridiplantae; Streptophyta; Magnoliopsida; Zingiberales; Musaceae. Gene Ontology annotation, biological process: translation. Gene Ontology annotation, molecular function: structural constituent of ribosome. Gene Ontology annotation, cellular component: ribosome; cytosolic large ribosomal subunit. The transcript has 4 exons. The record is from RefSeq and is a predicted model, not a curated record.
ACGCAUCGAUCGGCUGUUACCAAAGUCAUUGAUUCAAGUGCAAGAGAAUGAAUUCAUUCUCUAGAUUUCAUUGAACUUAGUUGCAAGAGAAUGAAUUCAUUUCAUUGAUGACCUCUUCUUUUCCACUUUCACAUCAGACUAUAGACUGGAGAUUAGAUACUAAAGUCGACUUAAAGCCACAUAAGACGUUCUAUAAUAAGCUCGAGCUCGCCUCGUUUAGUGUUGGUGUUGAUAUUAGGCAGCCGAUCCUAAAAAGUUGGAUCCAUGUUUGGUGGUUAUGUUUAAAUACGACCCGUUACUGAAGUAGACGAGAUUUAAGUGCAACAGACUGAAUUCAUUGGUGAGCUCUUCUUUACCACUUUCACAUCAGACUAAAGACUGGAGAUUGGAAGCUAAAGUCGACUUAAAGCCCCAUAAAAACGAUCUAUAAUUAAGCCGAUCUCGCCCCGAUAAUUGUUGGUGUGGAUGCCAAGCGGCCGAUCCUAAAAAAUUGGAUCCGUAUUUCGUGGUUGCAUUUACAUCCGACCCAUCUAUACACCAACACGGUGGAACCCAAUCGCUGCGUGACAUUUUCGUAAUUGGGCUACGUGCUCGGGAUAUAUUGGACAAUGGCAAGAUGUAGACUCUCUCGCUGUUAGGGUUUCCGAUUGGUCCUCUGGAAGACAGUUAUCGGGGGUGGUCCGGCGGGGGCGGCGUUGGAGGUCUCUGGAUCCAUGGCCAUCUUUAGGCUCUUCGCGUACUUCGCUUUAGAUUGUUGCAUAUGAUCCUCGUUGAUGACGGCGGAUGGUGGCAGUUUCAUCAGUAUCAGGUGGUGGGUAGAGCUCUUCCAACGGCGGCAGUGGAGCACCCCAAGAUUUACCGUAUGAAGCUGUGGGCUACGAGUGAAGUCAGAGCUAAAUCCAAGUUCUGGUACUUUUUAAGGAAGCUGAAGAAAGUGAAGAAAAGUAAUGGCCAAGUUCUUGCUAUUAAUGUGAUAUUUGAGAGGAAACCAACAAAGAUCAAGAAUUAUGGCAUCUGGCUGCGGUACCAAAGCCGAACAGGUUACCACAACAUGUACAAAGAGUACAGGGAUAUUACACUGAACGGUGCCGUGGAGCAGAUGUACAACGAGAUGGCAUCCCGCCACCGAGUCAGGUGCCAUUGCAUCCAGAUUAUCAGGACUGCCACCAUUCCUUCCAAACUAUGCAAGCGUGAGAGCACGAAGCAAUUCCAUGAUUCUAAAAUCAAAUUCCCCGUCGUCUUCAAGAAAGUCAGGCCCCCUACCAGAAAGUUGAAGACCACUUUCAAGACCUCCCGCCCUAGUCUCUUCAAGUAAAAGAAAGCACUCGAGCACAUUCUCCAGAAACUUUUGCAUUUAGUUCAUGCAUUGUUGGAUGAACUUAAAAUGCCACGGUCAGAGAUUGUUUUUGUGUAGGACUUUUGCAGAGAGAUUUUGUGAUUUGGAUUAGGAGAAUUCAUUUCUCAUUUUCAGCAUGUUGUUGUUAUAGCGGAUGUGAUCUUAUGAAUUGGAUUAGCUAUUCCAGUUUAA